GAGCUGACGUCAUGCGUCACGUGUCCGCGCGCCAGGAAGUGACUGUAUCUGGACCUGUUUUAUACAUAUAUACAUAUAUGUCUGAUCUGGACACGAAAAGAAACGAAACGAGCGGACUGAAGAUGAGUUCAAUAAUCCCAGAGACACAGAGUAUUAAAGAAGCUGUGAUUCACAUCAACUCCAUCGACAGCAGCAAGUUCUCCAGACUUCUGUCCCGGAUUCUGCAGAAGCUCCACCUGAAGGAGGAGCGUUCCUUCAGUGAGGAGGAGGAGGAGAAGCUGCAGAGCGCUUUAUCUCUGGAGAAACACACUCUUCAUCUGCUGGUGGAAACCCUGUCCUUCAUCCUCGAGCAGGCCGUGUAUCACAACAUCAGAGCAGCGGCUCUCCGACAGCAGCUGGAGAACAUCAGUGUUGAGUCGGAGAAAGCUGAGGUGUUCAGUCAGGUCUGGGCUUCAGCUGCUCCAGAUGUGCUGGAGAAGAUCCGACUCGCCAUAUUCGCCCCUAAGAAGCUGGAUCUCGUGGGUUGGCAGCUCAAUCUGCAGAUGUCCUCGUCGGCUCGGAGCAGACUGAAGGAGCCACACGCCGUCCUCAAUCUGGGGCUCCGCACGGAAGACGACGCAGAGCGUCUGCAGGACGUGUUUGUGGAGUUCAGCCAUCAGGAUCUGCUGGACUUCUACAAUCAGAUGGAGAGGAUUCAGACUCAGCUGGACUCCCUCAGCUGAUGCGGCCUCCGUCUGCCGUCCCAUGAUUCCUCUGGUGGCGUCAGCAGCUGUUUGGUGGUUCAGUCGUUGAACACUUGUUUCUGGAUUUGUAAUGCGAGGCUGAAGCGCUGAUGCUGAUGUGUUCAUGAACGCCAUCAAGAUCCGUCACACAUCUGAUGAUGUUUCAUUAAAGAUGCUUUUGCUCUGAA
This is a messenger RNA of Sinocyclocheilus grahami, 910 nucleotides long. RefSeq names its product COMM domain containing 10 (gene commd10). NCBI's taxonomy places the organism in Eukaryota, Metazoa, Chordata, Actinopteri, Cypriniformes, Cyprinidae. Bases 12 to 722 code for a protein of 236 amino acids. The record is from RefSeq and is a predicted model, not a curated record. The transcript has 7 exons.